CGUCACUUUGGGUCCUGUAGCAUCUGUAGUCGCUCGCAGUUGGUUUAGCAAGUGUUGUUGAUGUGAAUGGACAUAUUAUGCAUUGCUUAUCGGAAAAAAAUAAGUAAUAGUAGUAUGAGGAUGUUGUUGUAUACUGAAAGUGAGGAGAAUUGAUCAAUGAUCAGGAUGAACUCCAGCAAAGAUGGUCUGAUCUCAGUAUACAGCUCGUGGCUGUGCACAUCACAGAACCAGCUGUCCGAUAUUCUUACUACAACACAAGAUAUCAGACUCCGUGAUCACUGCAAGAAUGAGGAUUAUGCAUUUGACCGGUGUAAAGCCAUUUGUCUGGAGAGAGCUGAAGGAGACUCGCCUUGUGUUAUCACACUACAGUGUCUGCCUAACUCGGCAUCAUUGAUCAGCAGUGUUCAGGUUGUCAGUGAAGGCCGUACCAUUGAAGUGUAUUCCGGUUCUGGUGAAUACUGUGGCACCUGUCGUGGGGAGGAAGUUCAAAGAUCCUUCAGUAAUGGGCCUGAGGAAAUGAGGACUUACUACAACAAUUUUCUGGUGUUAGAAAGCCCUGCUACUUCAUGUGAGGUGAAGCUGCUGUCUUUUGGUGGCCGUUCAUCUGUGACUAUCAUCCAUGUGGGUGUGGCACUAGAAACACUUAAGGAAAAGCAGGGUGGCCUGACCAUGGACCCAGGCAUUGACCUGCAACGCGUGCAGGCUAUGAUGCAAGAUAUGGGCACCACCCUUUCACCAGGGGCUCAAAACCUUAUGGAGUUGGUGCAGAGCCAGCAGAAGAAUAAAUCGGACAUGCUGAGUGGAUUCAUUCCUCUUCUUAUGGGAGGAGGAGUUUUGAGCUGUCUGUCACAAGGAGGCGGAGUUUCCAGUACUCCACCGACUGGCCCCGAGCAGCCACUGUCCACCAAAAGUCAAAAUCAGAUCCCAAGUGUCAUGUCGACCGGCCCGAUCAACCCAGAGCUGCUGCCGAUGCUUCAGAGCGUCUGCGGCCAGGUCACACAGCUUCGCCUGGAGGAAGCCACAUCUCCGAAGAGGAAUGGGGAACGGGAGGGUCACAUGUGCUGUGGAGGAUUUGAGAAGAUUCUGGAACAGGUUGUAGAGAAGAGGAUGGAGGAGAUGGAGAGAAGGUUAAAGGAACAUCUGGACCUACGACUGGAUGCUCUUCAGCAGAGUUUGGAGACCACACUUCAGCAGGCACUCUCGCAGAUGCCACACCACCAAUAAACAACAACUUUUUAAAUGAAUGAUUAACUUUUCUAAACAGAGGAACUCAACGCCUGAGCUUUUGCUUCUAAGACACUCAUGUUGUGUAUAGUGAGACUCAUUAACUAGACUCAUCUUCUAUCCUUUUACACUGUAACAGAAAUGCUGUAAUAUUUAUGUUUACUGUUGUUGGCCAAAAAUGCUUUAUGGUUUAAAGCUCUUAUCUUUGAGUCUGUUCCUGGUGAAUAUAUGGUUUUGGGUUGUUCAGUCUUUAAUCCAAAAACUAUAGCAGAUGAUCUUCAUACGUAUUACAUAACCUAAGGAACAGUUAUUGUUUUUUUUUUAAUGGUUAAACUACUGAUAAUUCUAUCAGUAGAUAGAUUAAAGAUACUCAUGCUGCUACAUUAACAAUUUAUUCCCAUUCUGACUUCUUCUCACAGUUUGGUAUUAAUGUUAACCACAGUUGAUUGUUGGACAAACACAGUGGUGCACUGGCUGUUUAUGUAACAGAGGUUUUGGUAUUAACUGUGAUUGUGAAUUACCCUUGUUAAAAUGUUAACACUGAUAAUAUUGGUAAACUAAAGGACAAAAAAAUAAAUGCUAUUUAUACUAAGA
Paramisgurnus dabryanus is the source of this 1818-nucleotide messenger RNA. It is a transcript of the gene c1h10orf88, whose product is annotated as chromosome 1 C10orf88 homolog. The record is from RefSeq and is a predicted model, not a curated record. NCBI's taxonomy places the organism in Eukaryota, Metazoa, Chordata, Actinopteri, Cypriniformes, Cobitidae.